UGAGUACAUGGGAUAACGACCAUCGUUAAGUUGCCUAUUUCCUUGAGCCCAGUGAACAAAUUGAAGUGAUAUGAAUAUUUGUUCGUUCGGCUCGAGUUAAAAGGUUGACUUUAAUUCGACUGGAAUCAUGAUGAACAAGUAUGUGCUGUUUUCGAUAUAUGUAUGUACCUACUAUUUAAUUUUAAAACCAAUUAACCAAAAGAGGUAUUGCAACUGAAAAAUAGGAUAGGAUGAAAAAAAUGAAGAAAAAAUUUCGGUGAACAUUUACUCCAAAUUACCCAGUGUGUAUUGUUAUAUAUAUAUUAUGUUAGGUACCUACCUAUUUCGUUAUGUUAAGUAAACUCAAUUCGUUUUUAAAACUUGACUCAUUUUUUAAAAAAAAUUAAACGAAGCUCGAAAAAGUUUUUGAAUGAAUUAUUCCAUACAAUUUACCAAGUAUUAAUUCGGUAUCUACGAGUAUUUAAAAAUAUAUAUUACGUAAAUUGUAUCAAGUACCUGGAUUAUCAUUCAUGAAAGUAAAAACAAAAAUAGUAUUUCGAAAAGUUAAUUUGUUUAGCAGUUCUCAUAUUUAUGUACCUACGUUAAUCAUUAUACUCGUAAGAUUAAAGGAGUAAAUUUUAUUAAAAUAAGUAAAACACUCGUCCGAGUGUUUAUUUUCUUAAUCCUUAGUUCAAUUCAUAGUCAGAAACACAAUGUUAGUCAUUCACAAAAACUCAAGUGGAUAAGUAGAUCAUACAUAAAUUAUUGUAAGCUUGUUAAUUAGAAAAAACUCACGGUUACCAAGGUGAUUCGUGAAUGCACGUAUCGUACACAUCAUACACAUGUACAUCUAGAAAGCUACAUUUUUCUAUAAACUUCGGCGAUGGAUAGUUUAUUGAAACCAUUGGAAGAAGUAUUGCAAGAAUAUUCCUUAAUUGAACUGGACUUGGAACUGAAAAUUAAAGAGAAAUUAGAUAAAAUUCAAAAUGAUUUUGCAAACAUUAACAAGCAUAAUGAAAAUUCGGAUAUCGAUUCCAACUGGGAAAAAGAAAAUGACGAAGCCAUGACAAGGAAUGAAAAUUUAUUAAAGAAUCUGGAACAAACCAAAGCAAAGUUGCGAUCGUUAUAUUGUUACCAACCAGCAGGAGAUAACUUGAUGGCUCAAAUUAAACAUUACAAAGCCUUUAUGAAGAAGAAGUUUUCCAAUAAGAAUCCACAAAACUGUCCCAUGAUUACACAAUCUUGAAGAAUUUUUUCAACUCAGAAAUACAGAUGAUGUUCCAAACGAAAAACCUCGAAUUAAUCCAAAUUUUACAACUCGUGCGUUAAUUAUUCAGCUGGAGGAAACGACAAAGUUUUACGUAAUUUCGAAACGUAUGCUGUGCUGCCAUAGUGCGCGAAGGAACGAACAAACAGUACCUAUUUCACAAGUGUUUUUUGAACAUAAAACAAAACGAUUAAUUGUACCAAGAGCGAUAUAUUUGUUUUUUACAGCAGAUAAUUAAACAAGCGCUGUUCGACUUCA
Planococcus citri (citrus mealybug) is the source of this 1504-nucleotide messenger RNA. RefSeq lists its product as uncharacterized. Bases 863 to 1225 code for a protein of 120 amino acids. The transcript has 4 exons. Lineage: Eukaryota; Metazoa; Arthropoda; Insecta; Hemiptera; Pseudococcidae. The record is from RefSeq and is a predicted model, not a curated record.